AUGAGAUCUGCUCAGCAUCCUACUCCAGCAGAAUUGGAUGCUUAUGCUAAGACAGUUGCCAAUAAUCCCCUUACAAUAAAAAUUUUCCCAAACAGCGUCAAGGUUCCACAGAGAAAACAUAUACGUCGCACCGUGAACGGACUGGAUACAUCAGGGCAGCGUUAUAGUCCGUAUCCAUCACAGGUCAGCACAAAGACUGGACUUCUUGCAAUUGUCAAGUCCCCUGCUAAAAGUGUUUUGAAGGGCUUUGACGGCAACCGUGCCCGCCUCUUGCCAGACUCCAUGAUGAAUCCUCCCUCUGCUCCAUAUGUUGCACCUAGCACUUUAAAUCACCCUCAGGGGCUUACCCGCCCCCAGCAAGCCCUACAGCAUGCUCAGACUCUGCAACAUGCCCAUUCUCAGGGUUUGCAAAAUACGCAGAGCAUCCCACAGCCGCAGACCCUUCAGCAUCCACAAAGUGUGCAGCAUGCACAGAGCAUACCACAGCCACAGGCACUGCAUCAUGCGCAGGGAAUUCCACAGACAAUGCCACGUCAGGGAAUGCAGCAUCCACAGAACCCUGGUUUACAUGGAACUCGAAAGAUGCCUGAUGCAGAUGCCCCUCCGAAUGUGACAGUGUCUACCUCAACCAUCCCCCUUUCUAUGGCUGCAACCCUGCAGCAAAAUAGACCACCAGACCUUGGAAGCAUUGUACACCAGAUCAACCAGUUCUGUCAGGCUAGGGCUGGCAUAGGCACUACCUCGGUUUGUGAGGGACAGAUUGCCAACCCCAGCCCUAUUAGUCGUAACCUGCUUAUCAAUGCAAGCACCAGGGUCUCUACUCACAGCAUCCCUAUGCCUUCCUGUGUUGGAUCAGCUGUAGACCAUGCUGCUGCUGCUGCUAUUUCCUCUGCUGCCUCUGGGAAUGUCCCCAUGGUGAACAUGAGCAGAGUUCCCUCUUCAUACCCUGGUGACCUGAAACCUAUGUCAUGGAACCAGCAUCAGCUGGCACAUCUGCAGCAAAUGUGUGGAGAAUCUGCAGUUCCCCCUGGAAAACACACUCAGAGAGAGAUUGCUGCGCAGGGCUUUCCCGGCAAGCAGAACUACCCUCAAGAACUGUGCAUGAGCCAGUCUUUUGGCCUGAAACCCCCCAUUGAUAAACCUACCCCUUCCCCUCCUGUGAAUGGCUUGCCGGGUCCUCUGCCAUAUACUAAUGGACAUUAUUUUCAGCCCCUAUGGAAUAACAUUCUGCCUACUCCAAACAGCGACAGUUCUGGAUCACAGGACCUCACCAUGCCUUUCCAUGGAGCACAGGCUGCUGGUGCACCCUUGGAUUGUGCUGGUGGUACUCACUAUAGAGCAGUUGGGGGCGGAUCUUCCAGCCAGAAUAACGUGAUGCAGACCAUGGAUUACCUUUCUGGAGCGGACUUUCAGCAGUCCUGUUUUAGAGAUCAGAGCAUGGCCCCCCUUGGCAAGGUUCAGAGAACCCAAAUGAGUAGAGCUCCUGAGCCAGCUGAUAGUCGAAGUAUUCAUAUUCAGCAUCCAGGGUAUAGGUAG
Molecule: messenger RNA, 1536 nt
Organism: Staurois parvus
Lineage: Eukaryota; Metazoa; Chordata; Amphibia; Anura; Ranidae
Source: the annotation of a GenBank genome assembly